CUGCGGGAAGAGGCGCGUCCUGAUCCCCAUUGGUCCAGUCUUUGUGCUGCUGUUCAUAGCAGAGAGCGAGAGCGGCCGCGGAGCUGGUGUCGGGGCAGUCGCUGCGCUUUGUUCACUGAAGUGGCGAUGGCUGCUCUCCUCCUCCUCGCUGCCCUGUGUCUCUCGCCAGUUCUGGCCAGUUCUGAGCUGAAGGAUGUGCCAUGUACUCGAGGCCCAGGGUAUUGGUGUCAGGACCUGAAGACGGCUCUACAAUGUGGAGCAGUACAGCACUGUUUUCAAACCAAAUGGAGUGAGCCCAAAGAGGCAGCUGACCUUUGUGAAAUGUGCAAGAACUUUGUCGGGGAGAUUGCCACUAUGGUGAAGGACAAGGCUGUGCAGGAUGCUGUGAAAGGUGCUUUACACAAAGGCUGUUCACUGAUCCCAGUAAAAUCAUUUAAAGACCAGUGUAACGAGUAUGUUGAUGCUUAUCUUCCCCUAGCAUUUCAAUUCAUCGAGAAUGAACUGAAACCGAAGGUGGUGUGCUCUGCUCUGAGACUGUGCAAGUCUCUGCAGCAAUUCCCCAAGCAGGAAGUGCUCUCCAACGCCAUCCCUGAGGAUGAACCAAACCUGGCCAACCACCCUCUGUCUCGACUUUAUCCUGCAAGCCAGAUACCUCAGCAGGAGGGAUUUUCCAAAGAUAUGCCCCAGUGUGAGUUGUGUCUAUUUAUAGUGAAAGAGCUGGUGAGUCUGCUUCCAGAAGAGAAAACUGAGAGUGCCAUUGUCCAUAUGCUUGAUGAGAUCUGCUCCCGCCUGCCCGAAAGUUAUUCUGAUGAGUGCCAAGCUUUUGUACAGAAGUAUGGAAGAAAAGUCAUCGAAAUGCUUUUUGAAGAAAUUGCACCCCACACUGUGUGUCUGACUCUCCACCUCUGCUAUACCAAGGAUGCAGAGAGCUCAGAGCAAUUUUAUGAACUGCUGAGUGGAGUAUCCUGUACUACAUGUGAGAACACUGUGCGUCAUCUCAGACUGGCUCAGAAGAAUGGCACAGAUGUGGAUGCACUGCUGGUGAAAGGCUGCAGCUCCUUGUCUGGAACCCAACGUUUUUUGUGUGAAGACUUUGUUCACUCUUACAAACCCCAGCUUAGCAUGAUGCUUCAGAAAUCCCAGGAAGAAAGGGACAUUUGUGUGGAACUGGACAUCUGUAUAAGGAAAAAGAAUGUACCUCUGCUUGGAGAGAAUGAGUGCACUUGGGGACCAUCACACUGGUGUAAGGACCUAGAAACAGCCACCCGGUGUAAUGCUGUGGAACACUGUAAGCAGCACAUCUGGAACUAAAGCUAAUUUACCAUCCCUGGUGGAAGACUGCAGAAAUUAAAUAUCCAAAAAAAAAUGCCAAGGCGUUUCUGUUUUAGGACCAAUUAUAUGAUGGUUCUGCCUGUGUGUGUUUUCUUUAAGCAAUUUUGUGCUGCUGUAGCUCGUGCAUAAUUGUUGCAGACAGAUUACUGAUAACCCCUUCCUUCCGACUGAUCAACACUGCUGGAUGAUAUAUUUGUAGUUUUUAUACGUGAAUUGAUUUUAAAAAAAUUAUACCCUAAUCAACUGUUGAAAUUUAACAUUUUAAAAGGAAAGGAUUGGGAAUGGAGCAUUAACUAAAGCUUAGAGUUUCUAAGAUGGAAGAGAGAAGCAACUAAAAGUAGGUACAACAGAAGGUGGAAGGGUGAAAGGAGAUUUCAUAGAGAUUGUGACAGGUUUAGAGAGCUGACAUAGAGGGAAGCUGUUCUUAACUGAGGAUGGUUCAAGGCCCAGGAAACAAAAGCCGUGGAAAUGAGGCAGCUGGGAUUGCUAUGACUUAAUAGGCUAAAUGUUCUCCUCCUAUGCUGUUUUUAAAAAAAAUCUGUGAAAGGUUUCCUGGUAUGUGUUAGAAGCAACUGUUGCGCUCUGAAUGGAAUGGUUUAAACUGUUAGUUACUUUGAGUAUCAAGUCUGUGAGAAGUGUUAAUGUUAAAGCACAUUUCCUUGCAUAAGAGUAUUUAAAAAAAAUUCACUGCACGUUAAUGAUUGUCUUUAUGAUAUCUCUAUUUUUGGACCUUACCAUGGAUUGUAUAACAACUGCUGUCAAUGAAUUCUGCCUGCCUCUAAUUACACAUAACUGAACAAACAAAGGACAAGAGGACAAAAAAAAGCUUUUUUUGAAAAUGUGAUGUAGAUUUGAAUUUACUUACUAACAUUUACUUGAUGAUCAGUCUUGUUGUAGCUAUGUCUGUAGAAACAAUGCUUGUAUUGGUUUUGCAUUUAUUCAGCAGACUAAGUGCUUUAAAAUCAUGCUCUGUUUCUUAAAUAAACUUUAAUCAACAUA
This is a messenger RNA of Pristis pectinata (smalltooth sawfish), 2331 nucleotides long. Its product is annotated as prosaposin-like. Gene Ontology annotation, cellular component: lysosome. Lineage: Eukaryota; Metazoa; Chordata; Chondrichthyes; Rhinopristiformes; Pristidae. The transcript has 11 exons. The record is from RefSeq and is a predicted model, not a curated record. The coding region runs from base 127 to 1311 and encodes 394 amino acids. Gene Ontology annotation, biological process: sphingolipid metabolic process.